Prunus persica (peach) is the source of this 994-nucleotide messenger RNA. Its product is annotated as protein N-methyltransferase NNT1. Lineage: Eukaryota; Viridiplantae; Streptophyta; Magnoliopsida; Rosales; Rosaceae. The transcript is spliced from 7 exons. Bases 62 to 799 code for a protein of 245 amino acids. The record is from RefSeq and is a predicted model, not a curated record.
CCCCGAUCUCCCGAGUAGGUUUGCCUCCUCCUAGCUUCUGUUUCUGAGCAAGAAGAAGACGAUGGACAUAGCUCUCUUUUCCCCAUCUUCACUUUUCCAUGACGACGAGGAUGACACUUCCAGUGGUGAGGAAGACACAGAGAGCCAGCAAAGCUACGUCGAGAGGAGGCACAAGUUUCCGGGGAUGGAGUUGGUCAUCCGAGAAUUUUCGUUUCAUCAGCUGAAUGCCAAUUUACUCUGGCCUGGGACAUUUGCAAUUGCAGAAUGGUUAGUUGAACACAGGCCAUCAAUUGAAGGACGGCAUUGUCUUGAACUGGGCAGUGGCACUGGUGCUUUGGCCAUUUUUCUACGAAGAUUGCUUAAUCUUGACAUCACUACCUCAGACUAUAAUGAUCAGGAAAUUGAAGAAAAUAUAGCUCAUAACUGCAGGGUAAAUGGAAUUACACCUGUCCUUCCUCAUAUAAAGCAUACCUGGGGUGACACUUUCCCUACUGCUGAUCCAGACUGGGACCUGAUUAUUGCUAGUGAUAUUUUGUUGUAUGUGAAGCAGUAUGCAAAUUUGAUAAAAACCCUUUUGUUUCUCCUCAAAUCUUACAAGCCGAAGGAUAAUAAUGCCCGGCCUCAAGCAAAGGACGAGCAGAGUGGCGGACAAUCGUUCAGUUUGCCCCGGCCUGCAUUUCUAAUGAGUUGGAGACGCAGAAUUGGAAAAGAGGAUGAAUCACUCUUCUUCUCUGGUUGCGAAGAUGCUGGUCUUGAAGUAAAGCAUCUGGGAUCUCGUGUAUAUUGCAUCAAACCAUGAGAAACAACUACCGAUGGCGACCAAAGAGAGAUUAUUUAGAAGCUACAUUUGGUAGAGAAGUAGCCAUUCAAGAAUUGAUUUAUCUGCAGUUGUAUAUUUCUUAAUUUUUUUUUAUUUUGUAAGUCAAGGUUGUUUAAAAAUGGUUUUUGUUCAUCUGAAUGAAUGAGCGGGGAGGGAGCAGGAAGGGUUUUCCAA